AUACGUUGUUGUUUUCUAUAAGCAUGAAGAUGAACAACAAUGUGACAGGGCGAGAAGUCGACAUGUUGAGUUCACUCCCAGAUGAUAUCCUGACCAAAAUACUCUCUUGUCUCCCUAUCAAUUCCGCUGCUGCUACUUCCGUUCUAUCCACCAGAUGGCGUCACCUCUGGACCGGAGUCACCAGCUUUGUAGUCUUGUACGAAACCGGCAAAGACGCCCACGACAACGACAUCCUUUUUUUACAAAAACUCGUAAAGCUGACCUCUUUGAAACUGCAUAACUUUCAUAUUGAAUUGAAAUCUGUAUCUAUUUAUUGGAGACCAAAUAUAAGAGAUCAAAUGUCAUUCUUCCAUGAACUUUGCCGUCGAGAUGUGGAGAACAUCAAUAUUAUCUGCCCCGGUGAGAACUAUAGUUUCUUUCUUUGGGUGCCGGACUUUCUAUUUAAAACCAAAUCUCUGGUGAGUUUAAGUUUGUGUUUCGUGAGUAUUAUGGUUGAUAUGAUUGAAAACGUAGAUAUUCAACUUCCUAAUUUGAAGAAACUUCAUUUGAACCAUCUUUCGCACAUCCCUCCUUGGUUGGAAACUCUGUGCAGGUGUAGCCCUGUGUUGGAAGUUUUAGAUUUAAAGUUUAUAUUAAUGGACCAUAGUAUUAUUGAUACAGAUUUUGUUUAUGUUGCGAAUAUAUUUGGUACCAAUUUGAAGUCAUUGAGGAUAGAGACUCAUCAUAACUACUACAACUUAAGUACACAUCGCAACAAAUUCUUGAUUGAUGCACCCAAAUUGGAAUACCUGACUGUAGUUGAUGGCUAUUCAUGUUAUUACUUGACCCAAAUUCCAACUACAUUACUGGAAGCAUCAGUUGAUUUGACCACAACUACAAGUGCGUAUGCAAUGGUAGUUGGAGAAGAUGAUGAUUAUCGUCAAGACAUGGCCAAGUUUGUUAGAAGAAUGUGUAAUGUUAGUAACAGACUUGACUUAAGACUAAAGAGAAACUCGAAUAUAAUGGGUUACCUUGUAAAUCAUGGACUUAUGUUUGGUAAUCUAGCAACUCUUAUAUUGGAUUUGGAAGAGAUUGGUCUGAUUGUGUGGAAGGAUUUGCUACUUUGUUUGCAAUGUUUUCCCAACUUAAAGAAUCUUGUGGUGACACAUUGGCUACAUGAUGUUGCUCCAGUGGAGAACAUAAGUUGGUAUGCACCAAGUGAUAAACCAGCAGAUUGUUUGGUGAAUAAACUCAAGAGAAUAGAUAUACUUGGAUUGUUUGGGUUAACUUAUGAGCUUUGUUUAAUAGAGUACCUUCUAAGCAAUGCAACUGUUUUAGAAGAAGUUUACAUAGGAGUUGAUAUCCUAGAUGUCGAUGAAUCUGAAGAAGCUCGACUAAGUAGGGGAUGGCAUUUUUGUAAGUCCUUGUUCGACCUUCCAAGGGUAUCUUCAACUUGUCAGAUUACGUUUAGAACUGUUGAUAUGUUAGCAUUAAGUAAUGACUACAAACAUGGAAUUCUUGGAUAUCGAUCAACAAGUUAACAACCUAGCUUGAUUGACCAUUGCCACUUUAUUUCUUUUCUACAUGUAUAAGUAUUAUCAAUGUUAGCAUUAAUGUUUCUACAUCUCAGUUGAUUUUUUUUAUAAGUUUCCAUAAUUUCCAACAGAAGCUAUGUAGAUCUCAUGUUUGCUUUUCUCCUCUGUUUUAAUAUUUUUCUUUAAUCUUCUUAGGUUGACUAUAACACAUACAUACUACAUAGUACG
This is a messenger RNA of Spinacia oleracea (spinach), 1742 nucleotides long. RefSeq names its product F-box/FBD/LRR-repeat protein At1g78750-like. Gene Ontology annotation, molecular function: protein binding. The record is from RefSeq and is a predicted model, not a curated record. The coding region runs from base 24 to 1520 and encodes 498 amino acids. The transcript has a single exon. Lineage: Eukaryota; Viridiplantae; Streptophyta; Magnoliopsida; Caryophyllales; Amaranthaceae.